Venustampulla echinocandica is the source of this 1041-nucleotide messenger RNA. RefSeq lists its product as uncharacterized. Bases 1 to 1041 code for a protein of 346 amino acids. The transcript is spliced from 2 exons. NCBI's taxonomy places the organism in Eukaryota, Fungi, Ascomycota, Leotiomycetes, Helotiales, Pleuroascaceae. The record is from RefSeq and is a predicted model, not a curated record. Gene Ontology annotation, cellular component: plasma membrane.
AUGGCAGCAAACGUUAUCUCGACCGGGCUAUCAGGCUCCCUUUUUGGAGCCGCGCUUCUUCUAUCUGGAGUCUAUUCUCCAACAGUAAUAGCAUCACAGCUUGACCUUUCUGAUUUCCACAUGUUGAAAGUCUUCCUCACAGCUAGUGGAAGCAGUGCAGUUCUCAUAGAACUAGCAAGACGAACAAAUAUCGCCCCUUUUAAGCCCCGCGAAGCUUCGAACUUGAACAGAUUGCACCGAUACGAUGGAAACGUCAUCGGAGGUUUGCUCCUAGGGAGUGGCAUGGCUCUUACAGGUGCAUGUCCAGGAACAGUACUUGUACAAGUUGCUUCUGGCAUCGCUUCUGGAUUUCCAGUACUAGCUGGAGGAAUCUUAGGAGGCAUGGUAUGGUCUCGAUUAGGACACUGUGCCAAAUGCACACCAACAACAUCAUCAACAACAAAUAAAGAGUCUUCCGAUGUCAAGAAGGAACAUGCCGUCACCAUCUACGAGUCUUUGAAAUUAAGCCCAACCAGGGCAAUCCUAAUCUACGAAAUCAUAUGCCUUUCUAUCAUCCUCAGCGCAUCCUACCUCUUGCCCGGGGGUCACGGCUCUCAACGUCUCAACCCAAUGCUUGGUGGGCUUCUCAUUGGUGGUGCACAAGCCGCAUCUCUCGUUCUUACCCACGCACCGAUUGGUGUCUCAACCGCAUACGAAAGAAUGGGACAAUAUAUAUGUUGGUUCACAGGACUGUCGCCAAACAGAACCUCCGCAUGGCCGUCUCCGAGCCCGAUCAUCUUCGCCGUUGGGAUGCUUAUGGGGAGUUGGUGUUUAAGUAAUUACCUGGGCAUGAGUCCGGUUACAGAAUCGACCAACAUCUCUAUUGCUCGAGCAAUGGUGGGAGGAGCUGCCCUUAUUGUUGGAGCAAGGACCGCAGGAGGUUGCACUUCUGGGCAUGGCAUUAGCGGCAUGUCGACCUUCUCAAAAGCAAGUUUUAUAACAGUUGGAGCCAUGUUUGCUGGGGGAAUUGGGCUAUCAAGUCUUCUCCGGCUUUUCACAUAA